AGACAAUAUCAGUUGUAAACGUAGUGUAAUGUAAACGUUGUAGCCGUCGCUCUUCAUCCGCGUUUUAUACGUGCUAAUCAGAAUUCCGUUGGAAUCUUCUUUAGAGCACACGUACAUCGCUGAAGACAAGUAUGAAGUUUCUGCUUCUCCUAUUUAUCCUGGGAGCUUGUUUAUCAGUACCAACACUUGCGGGUUUUUGCUGCCGUCAAUUGAAACUAGAACGUAAUGGAAAAACUAUUUUGCAUCCAUUCUGUUAUUCGUGCAUGGCUCCCUACCAGAAUAAGAUUUUCUUUAUCAAGACCACUUGCCAAGCGUGGUGCAACAUGCAUUAUCGAAAACUGAAUUAGAACAAACAACACCAGCAAGACGAUGCAGGCGAUAAACUACAAAAACAACGGGCACACACUUUCUCUCAUUGCCUGUUU
Molecule: messenger RNA, 425 nt
Organism: Cylicocyclus nassatus
Lineage: Eukaryota; Metazoa; Nematoda; Chromadorea; Rhabditida; Strongylidae
Source: the annotation of a GenBank genome assembly